AGUGAGCUCGGAGCUCACGCCGGGCCCGGCAUGGCGGAGCCGGAGGCCGCGCAGCCCGGGAGACCCCCGCCGGCUCCGGGAACGGCGGCGGCGCCGAACGCCGGGGUGGGGAGCGGCGGAACGGCUCCGGGAGGAGCGGGCGGGGCGGGUUCCAGCGACCCGGCGCGGCCCGGGCUCAGCCAGCAGCAGCGGGCGAGUCAACGCAAGGCGCAGGUGCGGGGGUUCCCCCGCGGCAAGAAGCUGGAGAAGCUGGGGGUGUUCUCGGCCUGCAAGGCUAACGAUGCCUGCAAGUGCAACGGCUGGAAGAACCCCAACCCUCCCACCGCCCCCCGCAUGGACCUGCAGCAGCCGGUGACCAACCUGAGCGAGCCCUGCCGCAGCUGCAGCCACGCGUUGGCCGACCACGUGUCCCACCUGGAGAACGUCUCGGAGGAGGAGAUCAACCGACUGCUGGGCAUGGUGGUGGACGUGGAGAACCUCUUCAUGUCAGUGCACAAGGAGGAGGACACGGACACCAAGCAGGUCUAUUUCUACCUGUUCAAGCUCCUCAGGAAGUGCAUCCUGCAGAUGAGCCAGCCGGUGGUCGAGGGGUCGCUGGGGAGCCCCCCAUUUGAGAAACCCAACAUUGAGCAGGGGGUCCUGAACUUCGUGCAGUACAAAUUCAGCCACCUCCCGCCCAAGGAGCGGCAGACGAUGUAUGAGCUCUCCAAGAUGUUCCUGCUCUGCCUCAACUACUGGAAGCUGGAGACACCGUCGCAGUUCCGGCAGCGCUCGCAGAACGACGACGUGGCCACCUACAAGGUCAACUACACCAGGUGGCUGUGCUACUGCCACGUGCCGCAGAGCUGCGACAGCCUUCCCCGCUAUGAGACCACGCACGUCUUUGGGCGCAGCCUCCUCAAGUCCAUCUUCACUGUCACCCGCCGGCAGCUGCUGGAGAAGUUCCGGGUGGAGAAGGACAAGCUGGUGCCGGAGAAGCGCACGCUGAUCCUCACCCACUUCCCCAAGUUCCUGUCCAUGCUGGAGGAGGAGAUCUAUGGUGAGAACUCACCCAUAUGGGAGGCGGAUUUCACUGUGCCGGCUGCAGAGGGCGCCCAGCUGGUGUCACGCUCAGCCACCGUCAGUGCCGUCACGGUGCCCACCGCACCGCUCUUCAGCAAGAAGCUCAGCAGCAGCAGCUUGGCCACGAGCAUGGAUGCCGGCACGCCGGAGCCUCUGCCGGGGGAGAAGCGGAAGCUGCCAGAGAGCCUGACGCUGGAGGAUGCCAAGAGGAUCCGCGUGAUGGGCGACAUCCCCAUGGAGCUGGUGAACGAGGUGAUGCUGACCAUCACCGACCCCGCUGCCAUGCUGGGCCCUGAGCUGCCCCCUAUGCAGACCAGCCUGUUGUCGGCCAACGCGGCGCGGGAUGAGACCGCCCGGCUGGAGGAGCGCCGCGGCAUCAUCGAGUUCCACGUCAUCGGCAACUCGCUCUCGCAGAAGUCCAACAAGAAGAUCCUGAUGUGGCUGGUGGGCCUGCAGAACGUCUUCUCGCACCAGCUGCCCCGCAUGCCCAAGGAGUACAUCACCCGCCUCGUCUUCGACCCGAAGCACAAGACCUUGGCACUCAUCAAGGAUGGCCGUGUGAUCGGGGGCAUCUGCUUCCGCAUGUUUCCCACCCAGGGCUUCACUGAGAUUGUCUUCUGCGCCGUGACAUCCAAUGAGCAAGUGAAGGGCUACGGGACACACCUGAUGAACCACCUGAAGGAGUACCACAUCAAGCACAACAUCCUCUACUUCCUCACCUAUGCCGAUGAGUAUGCCAUUGGCUACUUCAAGAAGCAGGGCUUCUCUAAGGACAUCAAGGUCCCCAAGAGCCGCUACCUGGGCUACAUCAAGGACUACGAGGGGGCAACCUUGAUGGAGUGCGAGCUGAACCCCCGCAUCCCCUAUACUGAGCUUUCCCACAUCAUCAAAAAGCAGAAGGAGAUCAUCAAGAAGCUGAUUGAGAGGAAGCAAGCGCAGAUCCGCAAGGUCUACCCUGGCCUGACCUGCUUCAAGGAGGGCGUGCGGCAGAUCCCCAUCGAGAGCGUCCCCGGCAUCCGAGAAACGGGUUGGAAACCGCUGGGGAAGGAGAAAGGGAAGGAGCUGAAGGACCCGGACCAGCUCUACAACACCCUGAAGAACCUCCUGGCCCAGAUCAAGACCCACCCCAGCGCGUGGCCCUUCAUGGAGCCGGUGAAGAAAUCGGAGGCGCCGGACUACUAUGAAAUCAUCCGCUUCCCUAUUGACCUGAAGACCAUGACGGAGCGCCUGAAGAACCGCUACUACGUCACCAAGAAGCUGUUCAUUGCCGACCUGCAGCGCAUCAUCACCAACUGCCGCGAGUACAACCCGCCCGACAGCGACUACUGCAAGUGUGCCAACACCCUGGAGAAGUUCUUCUACUUCAAGCUGAAGGAAGGGGGGCUCAUCGACAAGUAGGGGGUGGUCUGGAUGUGCUGUGGCUGCCACGACCCCCCCCUGGUCCCGCUGGCAGGGAGGAGCAGGGCUGGGGUCCAGAGAGGCCAUCCAGGAUGCGGCCCUGUUCUGUGGGCAGGGGCUGCUGCUGGGUUUGCUGCUUCUGGGGGGGUGGGGAGGUGUUGGGCAGCUGCAGUGCUGCCAGUCCCUCUCUUGGUGGUUGUGGAAGGGGGGCUGGAGCGGGGCUGCCUCUCCCCCCAGGGUUGUGCCUUCUGCCCCCGCUCGGUGCCAGGGCAGGGGCACACAAGUGCUUUGGUGUUCUGCACGGACCUCAGCCCCUGCUCCUGUCCACGCACAGGCAGCGCCUGCCCCUCUUCUUGAAUGUACUGUGGGGCAGCUCCCUGCCCCCCCUGCCCCCCCCCAGGCUGCAGGGCAGAGGUGCUGAGCUGGGGGGUGUCCCUCCUCCCACUGCCUCUCUCAGCUCUUCCCUCCUGCAGGAGCACAGCCCUCUGCUCUCCCCCCACUGCUUGUAGCCCUGCAGGGAGUGGUGGGGGCUCUUCCAGCUCCUUGCUGUGGGUGGGGGCCAACCCCCCCUUCCCCUUGUUGUCCUGCAGCCCCGGAGUUGGGGCUGGCUGUUGUGUGCAUCCCUCCUUGUGCCCGUGUGUCCCUGUACCUCCCUGGGAGCUGUGCUGGGGUGCAUCCCACGUAGCAUUAAUGUGUCCUCCUCCUCCGUCCUGCAUUUGGUCGCCUGCUGCCUUACCCCCUGUGCUGUCCUUGCCGUGUGAACUCUGGUGCUGCUCUACAGGCUCGCUGGCCUUGCUGGGGUGGGACCAGACCCUGUCCCACUGUUCGCAUCCACCCAUUCCAUGUGACUGUUUUGUUUGGAUUGGUUUUCUUUCUUUUAUUAUUUUUUAUUUUUUAAUUAAAUGUACUUGUGCAGA
Molecule: messenger RNA, 3377 nt
Organism: Gallus gallus (chicken)
Lineage: Eukaryota; Metazoa; Chordata; Aves; Galliformes; Phasianidae
Gene: KAT2A
Product: lysine acetyltransferase 2A
Exons: 18
Coding region: 31-2460 (809 amino acids)
Biological process (GO): positive regulation of transcription by RNA polymerase II; chromatin remodeling
Cellular component (GO): histone acetyltransferase complex; nucleus
Molecular function (GO): protein binding; histone H3 acetyltransferase activity
Source: RefSeq, a predicted model, not a curated record